Messenger RNA from Eurypyga helias (sunbittern), 2322 nucleotides. RefSeq names its product ubiquitin specific peptidase 20 (gene USP20). Lineage: Eukaryota; Metazoa; Chordata; Aves; Eurypygiformes; Eurypygidae. Gene Ontology annotation, molecular function: zinc ion binding; cysteine-type deubiquitinase activity. Gene Ontology annotation, biological process: protein deubiquitination. The transcript is spliced from 20 exons. The annotation marks the transcript as partial. The record is from RefSeq and is a predicted model, not a curated record.
AUGGGGGAUACAAGAGACAUCUGUCCUCACCUGGAUUCCAUAGGAGAGGUGACUAGGGAUGACCUGCUGCUCAAAUCCAAGGGAACUUGCCAGUCUUGUGGAGCUGUGGGACCAAAUCUCUGGGCUUGUCUUCAGAUCGGUUGUCCUUAUGUUGGGUGCGGGGAGUCCUUUGCUGACCACAGCACACUUCAUGCACAGGCCAAAAAGCACAACCUGACGGUGAACCUGACCACUUUCCGCAUCUGGUGUUACGCCUGUGAAAAGGAGGUGUUCUUGGACCAGCGCCUGGCAACGCACACCCAGUCACCGCCAGUGAAGUUCCCUGAACCGGAUUCUCCUUUGCCUGCUCACCCUCUGAAAGCCGUUCCAAUUGCCGUGGCUGAUGAAGGCGAGUCUGAAUCGGAGGACGAUGAUUUGAAACCAAGAGGCCUUACUGGAAUGAAAAACCUUGGGAACUCCUGCUACAUGAAUGCAGCACUUCAGGCUCUCUCUAACUGCCCACCUCUCACGCAGUUUUUUCUGGAAUGUGGUGGACUGGUGCGGACGGAUAAGAAACCAGCGCUGUGCAAAAGUUACCAGAAGUUGGUGUCUGAGGUUUGGCAUAAGAAACGCCCAAGUUAUGUUGUCCCGAGCAGUCUAUCCCAUGGAAUUAAACUCGUCAACCCCAUGUUCCGAGGCUACGCGCAGCAGGACACUCAGGAGUUCCUGCGGUGCCUGAUGGAUCAGCUUCACGAAGAGCUGAAGGAACCAAUCGUUGCGGAGACGAGAGAUCUGGAUACCGCUGACCAGGACGACAAGCGAGAGGGUGACCGAAGUCCCUCCGAGGAUGAGUUCCUCUCGUGUGACUCCAGCAGCGAGAGGGGGGAAGGAGAUGGUCAAAGUCGGACAACUGGGGGCAUGGCAGAGACUGAGCUGCUGAUCCAGGAUGAGGCGGGGAGGGGGAUCUCUGAGAAGGAGAGGAUGAAGGACAGGAAGUUCUGCGGCCAUCGGCGCAGCAACUCGGAGCAGGUGGAUGAGGAUGCGGAUGUUGAUACGACUAUGAUGCCAGUUGAUGAACCUGACAACGAUGCCUACGUGCGCUGCUCCUCUCGCCCCUGCAGUCCAGUCCAUCACGAAAUGCACUCCAAGCUCUCUAGCAGCCCUCCUCGCUCCAGUCCUGCCAGGCUUGGGCCUUCCUACGUACUCAAGAAAGCCCAGGUGCAGGCUUCUGGGAAAAAGAAGAAAGAACUUCGCUAUCGCAGUGUGAUUUCUGACAUCUUCGAUGGCUCCAUUCUCAGCCUGGUGCAGUGCCUCACCUGCGACAGAGUUUCUACGACAGUGGAGACAUUCCAGGACCUGUCACUUCCAAUCCCAGGGAAGGAGGACCUGGCCAAGCUGCACUCUGCCAUCUACCAAAACGUGCCAGCUAAGACGGGGGCGUGUGGGGACAACUACGCCUCGCAGGGCUGGAUCGCUUUCAUCAUGGAGUACAUCCGGAGGUUUGUGGUGUCCUGUAUCCCUAGCUGGUUUUGGGGCCCUGUUGUGACGCUGGAGGAUUGCCUUGCUGCCUUUUUUGCAGCAGAUGAGUUGAAGGGGGACAACAUGUACAGCUGUGAACGGUGCAAAAAACUGCGGAAUGGAGUAAAGUACUGCAAAGUCCUCCGGCUACCAGAGAUUCUUUGCAUCCACUUGAAACGGUUCCGGCAUGAGGUGAUGUAUUCUUUCAAGAUCAACAGUCACGUCUCCUUCCCCUUGGAAGGGCUGGAUCUGCGACCGUUCCUAGCCAAGGAGUGUGUCUCCCAGAUCACCACCUACGAUCUCCUGUCAGUCAUCUGUCACCACGGCACAGCAGGCAGUGGGCAUUACAUAGCCUACUGCCAGAACGUGAUCAACGGCCAGUGGUACGAGUUCGAUGACCAGUACGUCACCGAAGUCCACGAGACGGUGGUACAGAACGCGGAAGCCUAUGUCUUGUUCUACAGGAAGAGCAGCGAGGAGGCUGUGCGAGAGCGUCAGAAGGUCGUGUCGCUGGCCAGCAUGAAGGAGCACAGCUUGCUGCAGUUCUACAUCUCUCGAGAGUGGCUCAAUAAAUUCAACACCUUUGCCGAGCCCGGUCCCAUCACCAACCACACCUUUCUGUGCGCUCAUGGAGGGAUCCCUCCUAAUAAAUACCAUUAUAUCGACGACCUGGUGGUGAUCCUGCCCCAGAACGUGUGGGAGUAUCUCUACAACAGGUUCGGGGGCGGCCCUGCUGUGAACCACCUGUACGUGUGCUCCAUUUGCCAAGUGGAGAUCGAAGCGCUUGCCAAACGCAGGAGGAUCGAGAUCGACACCUUCAUCAAG